AUGUUUUUCUUCUGUAUCCAUUUUCUUUCUUUCUUUUCUUUUUUUUCUUUUUUUUUUCUUUCUUUUGUUUUCUUUCUGUAUUUUAAUAGUCUUUCUUUCAUUCUUUCUUUCUUUUUUCUUUCAUUCUUACUUUCUUUCUUACUUAUUCUUUCUUUCAUUCUUUCUUUCUUUUUCUUUCAUUCUUACUUUCUUUCUUACUUAUGUUUUUUUUUUCUAUCCAUUUUCUUUCUUUCUUUCUUUCUUUUUUUUUUUUCUUUCUUUUUUUCUUUUCUGUAUUUUAAUAGUCUUUCUUUCAUUCUUUUCUUUCUUUUUUUCAUUCUUUCUUUCUUUCUUUUCUUUCUUUCUUUUUUCUUCUUUUUCUUUCUUUCAUUCUUUCUUUUUUUUUCUUUCAUUCUUUUCUUUCUUUCUUUUUUCUUUCUUUUUUUUUUUUUCUUUUUUUUUUCUUAUUUUCUUCUUUUUUCUUUCUUUUUUUUUUUUUUUUUUUUUUUCUUUUUGUAUUUUAAUUUUUCUUUUUUAAUUUCUUUCUUUUUUCUUUUUUUUUUUCAUUCUUUUUCUUUCUUUUUUUCUUUUUCUUUUUUCUAUGUUUUUUUUCUUCUGUAUCCAUUUUCUUUCUUUCUUUUCUUUCUUUUUCUUUUCUUUUUUCUUUCUUUUUUUUUUUCUUUCUGUAUUUUUAAUAGUCUUUCUUUUUCAUUCUUUCUUUUCUUUUUUUUUCAUUUUACUUUCUUUCUUUCUUUCUUUCUUUUUUUUUUUUUCUUUCUUUUUGUUUUCUUUCUGUAUUUUAAUAGUCUUUCUUUCAUUCUUUCUUUCUUUUUUUCUUUCAUUCUUUUCUUUCUUUCUUUUCUUUCUUUUUUUUCUUUUCUUUUGUUUUUUCUGUAUUUUAAUAGUCUUUCUUUCAUUCUUUCUUUCUUUUUUCUUUCAUUCUUACUUUCUUUCUUACUUAUGUUUUUCUUCUGUAUCCAUUUUCUUUCUUUCUUUCUUUCUUUCUUUCUUUUUUCUUUCUUUUUCUUUCUUUCAUUCUUUCUUUCUUUUUUCUUUCAUUCUUACUUUCUUUCUUUCUUUCUUUCUUUUUUCUUUCUUUUGUUUUCUUUCUGUAUUUUAAUAGUCUUUCUUUCAUUCUUUCUUUCUUUUUUCUUUCAUUCUUACUUUCUUUCUUACUUAUGUUUUUCUUCUGUAUCCAUUUUCUUUCUUUCUUUCUUUCUUUCUUUCUUUUUUCUUUCUUUUGUUUUCUUUCUGUAUUUUAAUAGUCUUUCUUUCAUUCUUUCUUUCUUUUUUCUUUCAUUCUUACUUUCUUUCUUUCUUUCUUUCUUUUUUUUUUUUCUUUUGUUUUCUUUCUGUAUUUUAAUAGUCUUUCUUUCAUUCUUUCUUUCUUUUUUCUUUCAUUUCAUUCUUUCUUUCUUUCUUUCUUUCUUAUGUUUUUUUCUUUGUUUCCAUUUUCUUCUUUCUUUCUUUCUUUCUUUUUCUUUCUUUCUUUUUAAUUUCCUUUUUGCAUUUUUUGCACAUCUUUAUUUAUAUUCAUGCUCUAUCACACUAACUCUUUCUUUUCUCUCUCUUUCUUUUCUCUCUUUCUUUUUCUUUUUUUUCCUUCCUUUCUUUCUUUUUUCUUUCUUUCUUUCCUUUCUUCCUUUUUUCUUUCUUUCUUUCUUUUUCCUUCCUUCCUUUCUUCCUUUCUUUCUUUCUUUUUCCUUCCUUUCUUCCUUUCUUUCUUUCUUUCUUUCUUUCUUUCUUUCUUAG
Molecule: messenger RNA, 1731 nt
Organism: Acanthosepion pharaonis
Lineage: Eukaryota; Metazoa; Mollusca; Cephalopoda; Sepiida; Sepiidae
Source: the annotation of a GenBank genome assembly